GUCCGCAUUUAGAAACUCCCUCGCACGCAGAUGUUGCCUGAUGUUGCCUUGUUUUUGAAAACCGCGUCUACCGCGAGGGGGAAAAACGCACCGCUAAAUGUGGAACGUUAUUCGUCUCUUCCAACACGUUGAGUCGGACGAGUCUUUUGCGGUGUGCCAGUGUGCCGUGUGACAGUGUUCCCAAAGCCUAGAUCGUUUCUCACAAUGUGUCUGCUGUUCAUCUACACGAACCCCGACGCCGAGGGCGACGGCUACAGUCUCGUGCUGGUGAACGUGAGGGACGAGUUUUUCCACCGUCCCACCAAACCGGCUGAUUUCUGGGAGAAUGCGCCUCACAUCAUCGGAGGACGAGACCAGGAGAAAGGGCGAGAAGGCGGCACCUGGCUAGCAGUCUCCAAGACCGGCCGCAUAGCUGCACUUCUCAACAUCCUCCAGAGGUCAAACAUCAUAGACGCCACCAAGAAGGGCCGAGGUUUUCUCGUGGUUGACUUUGUGCAGUCAUCACAAGAUGGCGAGACCUACCUCAACAAGUUGAUGCAAGAGAGGAAUGACUACAAUGGAUUCCUUCUGAUCACAGUAGAAACAAAACCACUUAAAAAAAAGUGCUUUCUAAAUUACUACUCCAAUCUUCAAGAGGGUGCACCUACCCACCUAGACCCAG
Ixodes scapularis (black-legged tick) is the source of this 661-nucleotide messenger RNA. Its product is annotated as transport and Golgi organization protein 2 homolog. Gene Ontology annotation, cellular component: Golgi apparatus. NCBI's taxonomy places the organism in Eukaryota, Metazoa, Arthropoda, Arachnida, Ixodida, Ixodidae. Gene Ontology annotation, biological process: protein secretion; Golgi organization. The record is from RefSeq and is a predicted model, not a curated record.